Molecule: messenger RNA, 4118 nt
Organism: Oncorhynchus masou masou (cherry salmon)
Lineage: Eukaryota; Metazoa; Chordata; Actinopteri; Salmoniformes; Salmonidae
Product: cyclin-dependent kinase 4-like
Exons: 9
Coding region: 325-1242 (305 amino acids)
Biological process (GO): protein phosphorylation; G1/S transition of mitotic cell cycle; regulation of G2/M transition of mitotic cell cycle
Cellular component (GO): cyclin-dependent protein kinase holoenzyme complex; nucleus; cytoplasm
Molecular function (GO): cyclin binding; ATP binding; cyclin-dependent protein serine/threonine kinase activity
Source: RefSeq, a predicted model, not a curated record
CCCGCCUUGCAUGGCUACAGGAAGCGCCUCCACCUUACCUAGAGAUUUGCCAGUGUUUAGAAAAAAGAAGUAAGGCCGAAGUUAAAUCGAAUGAUUUGAUCGAAGACAUCCGCAACAGUUUCUGCCAGUUUGGUGUAAAACCUGUGUCGACUGUGGUUUGAUAAGAAGAACCAAGUGAAAAACAUGAUUUCGUUCAUGCACUAAAUGUAGCAGUGUAGCCUGCUAACGUUAAAUAAAACGUAAAGACACGUGGGAGCCUGUGCUGUGUUGUUGACCACUGGAAUGUCUUGUUGACUGAAAUCUUGUCUCAUUGAAUAUCAGACCAUGGCCCAGGGCAGUGGGGUCCAGUACGAGCCAGUGGCAGAGAUUGGAGGGGGUGCGUACGGAACGGUGUACAAGGCUCGGGACCUGGAGAGUGGCCAGUUUGUUGCUCUGAAGAGUGUUCGCGUCCAGACGGACCAAGAUGGCCUCCCUAUCUCCACGGUCCGAGAAGUGGCCCUGCUGAAGAGACUGGAGCAGUUUGAUCAUCCGAACGUGGUCAAGCUCAUGGACGUGUGUGCCACCCUGAGGACAGAUCAGGAGACUAAAGUCACCCUGGUAUUUGAACACGUGGACCAGGACCUGAAGACCUACCUAGAGAAGGCCCCCGCCCCAGGACUGCCCCCCAGCCACAUCAGAGACCUGAUGCGUCAAUUGCUGUGCGGCCUGUCAUUCCUACACUCGAACCGUGUGGUACACCGGGACCUGAAGCCAGAGAACAUCCUGGUCACCAGCCGUGGUCAGGUUAAGCUGGCCGACUUUGGACUGGCCAGGAUCUACAGUUGCCACAUGGCCCUUACCCCUGUGGUGGUGACUCUGUGGUACAGGCCUCCUGAGGUCCUGCUCCAGUCCACCUACGCCACGCCGGUGGACAUCUGGAGCACGGGUUGCAUCUUUGCUGAGAUGUUCCGACGCAAACCGUUGUUCUCUGGAGACUCUGAAAUGGACCAACUGGGAAAGAUAUUCAAUGUGAUUGGCCUGCCACCCAUGGAGGAGUGGCCUGCUGAUGUCACCCUCUCACGACACAACUUCAGUCCUAUCAGCCCCCGCCCAAUCACAGACUACGUUCCUGAGAUCAAUGAGCAGGGGGCAGAGCUGCUUUUGAAAAUGCUAACCUUUGACCCUCUAAGAAGAAUCUCUGCCCUAAACGCUCAAGAACAUCCUUACUUCCAGGAGGAUGAGGAGGAAGUGACAAAUGGUUGAAAUGCAGUGAAUGACAUCGAAGGAUGGGACCGUGAGGAAUGGUAACCCUGACUCCAUUUUGGUGUAUAUUGUCAUUCAGUGCAUUUCAGGCCAGAUCCCUCUUGUGGUUCCUUUAAAAAAAAAAAAAUACUACAGAAGCCAGUUGCACCCCUUGAGAAUGUAUAGGAGUAGAGAAGUGGAGUUCAAGGACCAACAUGGAUAUGAACCUGAAGAAGGAUUGACUCCCCUCACCUUCCUCAAAUGAAUUCUCCAACCUGGUCUCAUAGACUAGACGUAACAUAAUAAACUUAAAAACGAGACACUCAAAUUAGUAUGAUAUAUUAUGUUUGGUAUGGUUACAUAAGACCGGUGGUUAUUUAAAAUCUUGUCACUGACAACUUUUGAGCUAAUUGGCAACUUUUCAACUCCUUGCUACUUUGCAUGUUAGUUAACCUUUCCACCUACCCUUCUCCAACUCCUAAACUUAACCCUAACCCCUAGCCAAGCUAACAUUAGCCACGUAGAUAUAAUUCUUAACAUAUCAUACAUUUUGCAAAUUCGUAACAUUUUAUUUGAAGUCCACAAAUUAAUUCAUACCAUAUGAAACGUGACUCAUCAUAUUAAAUGGAGUGUCUCAGUUUUACGUACAGAAUUAUACGAAAUGCUCUGAGACCAGGUUGCAAACACACAUACAACAUGGAAUAACUGUCCUCCUGUGUGGUUAUUUUAAUAUUAUAGUUUAAAGAUCCAAUGCAUACAUUUUUAUUACAAUAUCAAAUAUUUUCUGUUUAACAAUUGAAGUACCUUGCUGUGAUAUUUUUCUACCAAAAAUUUAAGCAAAAAUUUUGCUAGGACUGUCAGUAGUGUGAGUGGGGAUGGGAAAACUGAAAAGUAGCUGUUAUUGGCAGAGAGAUUUGGAACAUUUUCUUAUUGGUCGAAUUUACCACCGAGUGAUGUCGCCAGGUAGGCCAAAAUUCCAUUCCACCAAAAAAGGCUGACAUUUCAGGCUCUUACUUUCAUAGCUCUUACACUAAAAGGGCAUUAUUAUUUUCACACUUUCACAGUAUUAUUCCAACCUCUGUGUGGAAAUAUAUAUAUAUAUAUACACACACACACACACAGUGACAAGAAAAAGUAUGUCGAACCCUUUAGAAAUACCUGGAUUUCUGCAUAAAUUGGUCUUAACAUUUGAUCUGAUCUAUCUCGGUCACAACAAUAGACAAACAGUCUGCUUAAACUAAUAACACAAUUAUACGUUUUCAUGUCUUUAUUGAACAUACCGUGUAAACAUUCACAGUGCAGGGUGGAAAAAGUAAGUGAACCCUUGGAUUUAAUAACUGGUUGACCCUCCUUUGGCAGCAUUAACCUCAACCAAACGUUUUCUGUAGUUGCGGAUCAGACCUGCACAACGGUCAGGAACAAUUUUGGACCAUUCCUCUUUACAGAACUGUUUAAGUACAGCAAUAUUCUUGGGAUGUCUCAAUCAGGUUGAGUUCAGGACUCUGGGCUGUUCCAAAAGGCAUAUUUUCUUCUGUUGAAGCCAUUCUGUUGUUUGAUUUACUUCUGUUUUGGGUCGUUAUCCUGUUGAUUCACCCAACUUCUGUUGAGCUUCAAUUGGUGGACAGAUAGCCUAACGUUAUUCCUGCAAAAUGUCUUGAUAAACUUGGGAAUUCAUUUUUCCAUCGAUGAUAGCAAGUUGUUCGGGCCCUGAGGCUACAAAGCAGCCCCACACCAUGAUGCUCCCUGCACCAUACUUUAUAGUUGGGAUAAGGUUUUGAUGUUGGUGUGCUGUGCCCUUUUCUCCACACAGUGUUGUGUGUUCCUUCCAAACAACUCAACUGUAGUUUAAUCUGUCCACAGAAUAUUUUGCCAGUGGCGCUGUGGGACAUCCAGGUGUACUUUUGCAAACUUCAGACGUGCAGCAAUGGUGUCGUUUUUUUUGGACAGCAAUGGCAUCUUCUGUGGUGUCUCCCAUGAACACCAUUCUUGUUUAGUGUUUUAUGUAUCUUAGACUUGUCAGAUGUUGGCAUGUUCCAGAGAUUUCUGUAAGUCUUUAGCUGACACCAGGAUUCUUCUUAACCUCAUUGAGUAUUCUGCACUGUGCUCUUGCAGUCCUCUUUGCAGGAUGUCCACUCUUAGGAAGAGUAGCAACAGUGCUGAACUUUCUCCAUUUAUAGACAAUUUGUCUUACCUUGGACUGAUGAACAUCAAGGCUUUUAGAGAUACUUUUGUAACCCUUUCCAGCUUUAUCGAAGUCAACAAUUCUUAAUCUUAGGUCUUCUGAGAUCUCUUUUGUUUGAGGCAAGGUUCACAUUAGGCAAUGCUUCUUGUGAAUAGCAAACUCAAAUUUUGUGAGUGUUUUUAUAGGGCAGGGCAGCUCUAACCAACAUCUCCAAUCUCAUCUCAUUGAUUUUACUCCAGGUUAGCAGACUCCGAUGAGCUUUUGGAGAAGUCAUUAGCCUAAGGGGUUCACAUACUUUUUCCAACCUGCACUGUGAAUGUUUAAACGAUGUAUUCAAUAUAGACAAGAAAAAUACAAUCAUUUGUGUUAAGUUAAGCACACUAUUUUUCUCUGUUGUGAUUUAGAUAAAGAUCAGAUCAAAUUUGAUGACCAAUUUAUAUAGAAAGCCAGGUAAUUCCAAAGGGUUCACACACUUUUUCUUGCCACUGUGUGUACACACACAACACUGGAAAAUCACUGACUGUACUGGGCCUUCAUUUUUUUUUUUUUAGUGCACAUGGAAGGACACGCUAGCUAAGUGGCAUUUGUUGAACAUGUUUACGGGCCAAAUAAUGUGUUGUUCUGUACUAAGUAUCCCUCCCUUUCAUUCCAAGAACACCUUGCAAUGUUUAAGUGCUGCAAAGACUAAUAAAGCUGCUCCAAUCAUCAACUAAAA